GACGGCCACAGACAAAGACAUCGGCGAGAACGGGCGCAUCACGUACAGCUUCAGUCCCGCCAGCGAGUCUGCUUUCCGCGGCGUGUUCGCCAUCAAUGCAACCUCUGGCGUCAUCACGCUAGAGGGCGACCUGGACACCGUCCGACGCCUCGCCUCCCCCUUCUCCAUGUUCGUCGACGCCUCCGACGGCGGAGAUUCGCCGCGCAGCUCGCAGACGCUAGUGGCUGUCACAGUGCUGGACUCCGGGAACAACGCGCCAUACGUGCGUGUAAAUACCGUCACCGCCGGCGACGCUUCCACGCUGACCAUCCCCGAGUCGGCCGGGCUCAACUAUUUCGUGGCGUUUGUAGACGUCGUGGAUUAUGAUGACGGGGAGAGUGGGAAAGUUCUGUGUCAGCUAAUGUCUGGGGAGGACUUCAAACUCAAACCCGUGCCCGACAAGGGGUACACUCUACUGCUGAACCGGCUUGUCAACCGAGAGGCAAAGGAUUCCUAUCGAGUUUCCAUCAGCUGUAAGGACGGAGGAAACCCGCCUCUGGAAACGGCGGUUUCGCUAACGGUCAAUAUUUCUGAUGUUAACGACAACGACCCGGCCUUCCACCAAUCGCUUUACGCCGCCAGCGUCUCAGAAAACCGACCCCCUGGUCAUUUUGUCGCCAAGGUCAAGGCCGAUGACGAGGACACGGGGAUAAACGCGGAGAUAAGUUACUCUCUGGCGAAAGAUGCGGCGCCGUACAUGCGGAUACAGGCUAGGACAGGCAUCAUUACAACCACAGCCGUGUUGGAUAGAGAGAAGAACGAGACGCUGAGGUUCAAAAUUUACGCUUCUGACGGUGGAAAGGGUCCGCGAACUGGUAUGGCAGAGAUUGUGAUCACUAUCAAAGACGUUAAUGACAACAACCCGAGCUUUAACCAAACUAAAUUCUCCUUCUUCGUCUCUGAGAGCACACCUAACAGCACCCAUGUCGGGACUCUGACCGCAUUCGACCUUGACACAGGACGCAACGGAGAGUUUGACUUUUAUUUCGGCGGCUCCACCAACGGCGACAUGCCUUUACCCUUUAUCGUGCUGGAGAACGGUUCGAUUCUCGUGUCAGGCCUUCUGGACCGUGAAACGAAGGCAGACUACUCGUUCUCCGCCCUGGUCAGAGACAGGGGGGACAACCCCAGGUCUGGAGCUGUCCCCGUGGAGUUGAAGAUUCUGGACGAAAACGAUAACGACCCCGUGAUUCUUUUCCCAACCUCCCAGAACCACACAGUGGUCAUCUCGACUUACCCCGAGAACGGGAUGGUUCUGGGCCGAAUCAUCGCUUACGACGUAGACGAAGGUGACGCGGCCUUGCUUCAAUACAGUAUCUAUGAGGGAAACGAAGCGGGGGCGUUUUCUAUUGGUCACUCGAGCGGGGAGCUAACCCUGAUCAACAUGGCCAGGCUGAACAAUCCGGAGAACUACUUCCUGUCGGUCAAAGUGGCGGAUUCGUCGCUCCCGCAGAGAAACGCCACAACGCAACUCCGGAUUGAGGUCAACUUCGCCAACGUCACGGCCUUACCUCAAGACAAACCACGUGAUCAAUACGUCAUCAUCGUCGGCGUUAUCGGUGGGGCGACAGUUGUCCUUUCUAUUAUCAUCAUCUCCGCAAUCGUUAUCAUACUGCGGUCGGAGAAAGGGAAGAGAGGUGGAAGCCCUGGUGUGGUUAUCGGUAACGGAGGUAGUGGGUCACUCCUGAAAGACAAUAAGUUCUUAAACACGUCCUCCUCGUCUCCAGACACGAGUAAGACGUCAGGGAGUCUGGACAACAGCAAGUCUCAAAGUGACCCCUCGCUGACCGGUGAUCACAGCGGCAUGCCUCUCAACCCGGGAGACUCGAGUGGCAGUUAUGGUGGUGGGGGUGCUGGGAUGGUUUUGAACCCCAACGGCCUGUGCAAGAAGGCAGCAGCAGCGGAGGAGGGAGGUGGCAAGAAAGUUAGCUUCAGCCUUGACCUUCAGCAGGACGAGUACCCCGGUGGAGGAGGUCAAGGUCACGGCCCGAACCACCAACAGAUGCGACUUCAGCUCCCGCCUCCUCUUGAGCCAAGUGGUGGGCAGUGGAAGAAAUAUAACAUUAACGGGCCUGACGACAUCAACAGUGACACGUCCGGCGAGUCUGGCACGUGCGACAGUGGGAGGGGCACCAGCGACGAAGACAUCAAGUUUGACCACUCGCCUCACAGAGGUCCCAGUCGCGGGCCGCCCCCUGACCCGUUCUUGGCGCCAUACGAGCAGAUGUUCCCGCCAGGCAACGCAACCAACAUCCGGGCACUGCAGGCCAUGCAUCACGCCACGCCCCGAACCCAGUCCCCAGCCCUGCCCCUCAAACCCGGACAGCCGAGAUUCCUGGAGAUGGGAGGAGCUAAGAGCGGAGGCGGUGGCUUCGAGGGUGGGCGUAGCAGCUACCACGGAAACCGACACACAUCCUCUGGUAAUACGCCAUCACCCGCGUUUGGCUCCUCCUCCUCUUCUUUCCGACUCCCUAAUCAGCACAGAAUAGCGCCGGCAUCGUCACACGCCAAUCAUCACCCUGACGUGUUGAGACCGCCCUCCUCCCUGUCCUAUACACAGCAAGGCUCCGCCCUCUCCAUGGACGAUGACGCGAGUACCACCACGUCCGGGAGUUACGUCAUCAACCCUGAAGAUAUGAAGCUGGACGGCCAUUACGGGAAAGACGUCAUUGUGUGACCUUACCAUACGUAAUUCUAAAUGACCUUGAACUUUAAACUUGAGCUUCUUCAUGCAAAAGACGCACCAACUUAUCAGAUGAUGGUCAUUUGUGUCUGCUUCAUAUGGCCACGAACCUACUGAAGAUGGACGUCUGUAUUGUAACCAUUCGGCUCUUCGCUGUUGCAAGCAGAAGACCUGACUUCGAAGGGGGGG
Messenger RNA from Aplysia californica (California sea hare), 2911 nucleotides. RefSeq names its product protocadherin beta-15. Lineage: Eukaryota; Metazoa; Mollusca; Gastropoda; Aplysiida; Aplysiidae. Gene Ontology annotation, biological process: homophilic cell-cell adhesion. Gene Ontology annotation, molecular function: calcium ion binding. Gene Ontology annotation, cellular component: plasma membrane. The record is from RefSeq and is a predicted model, not a curated record.